AUGACGUUCACCAGCGGAGGCGGCGACAACUAUCGUCCUGGUGGAGGUCAGCAGGGUCAUGGAAACUCUGAGUUCACAUUUUCAUCCAAUCACGAUGGACCGCGAUUCCCACCUGCUGGUCCAGCCAACGCAGGACCGGCGAGACGGCGCGAUCAACGCAACGGCGGCCUACGCGACUCGAGACGCGGUGGCCCAAAUGGUCGCGGCAGAGGCGGUGGCCGUGGAGGGUACCGCAAGCCUGGUGCUCAUGAGCGCGCUCUCUUGACCGUUCAAGAUCGUGGCAGUCCUGAGCGUACACUAGGUGUUGCUGACGGAUCGAAUAAGUUCAUGAAUGUGGAUGAGAUGUCCGAAGAGGAGGAAGAGGAAGAAGACGACAAGGCAGCCGGAGACGACACAGCUAAUACUGAGAUCGGUACACACAAGGUCGCUCGCACCGCAAACGAGCGCGCCGAUGGCGACUCUAUACCGAAGUGGAGCAACCCAGAGAUCUACUCUGCCCUACCUCCGCCUGAGGAGCUAAGACCCGGCAAGAAGAUUGACUUUGUUCAGCUGAUAAGAAAAGCAAAGAACGAAGCAGCUGAGAAGGGUGACGGCAACAAUGCUGUAGCUGCCAACGAUGACUUUAUCUCAUUCGGAGAUGAUGACGCCUCCGCCAAAGGAACUGAUGGUCCUAUGAAUGACCUCGACUACGUCGACUCCGUCAUGAACCGAAACAAGCGCUCACACCAAGCUGCUGAUCUACAUGAUCAGCCACAGCAAAGCAAGGCGAAGCGCAAGAGGGCCGAAAUCGAGAAUGUGCGUGGCAUAGUACAGGAGUGGAUGGGCAGUGCGCGAUGCGAUACUGCACCGUGGCUCGAUCCACGACAAAGCUACGCGCAUCUUGUCAAUGACCCACUCAAAUGGUUACACAACGAGAUUCUGGACUUCUACGACUUUGUUGCGCCUCAACCCUACGAGCAUGACAUUCGUCACAGACUCGUCCAGCGAGUUCAGCAAGCUCUGGGUACUCAGAGGUUCCCUCAAGACACCGGUCGCAUACUAUGUUUUGGUUCUUUUCCUGCAGGUCUCUAUCUGCCCACUGCAGAUAUGGACCUUGUGUACACUUCGGACAGAUUCUAUCAGGGCGGCCCGGCAGCCAUGGACUUCAGCAACAAGAGUGUAGUCAACUCCACGCUCAGGAAGGCUGCCAGAAGGCUCGAGAACGUCCGCAUUGCCGUCAAUGUGCUGUGUAUCACCAAAGCCAAGGUACCGAUUAUCAAGUUCGUGGAUCGUGUCACCAACAUCAAUGUCGAUAUUUCGUUCGAGAAUCUGAGCGGAGUUCAGGCACAGGCAACAUUUCAGCAGUGGAAACAUGAUUACCCCGACAUGAUCUAUAUGGUAGCUCUGCUGAAGCAAUUUCUUGUCAUGCGUGGCAUGAACGAGGUUCACACGGGUGGCAUUGGAGGCUUCACUAUCAUCUGUCUGGUUAUCAGCUACUUCCAACACAACAAGAAGCCAGAGAAUCUCGGUGACUGCUUCUUAGGCUUCCUCGACUACUACGGCAACGAGUUCGAUCUGCGAACUCAACGCAUACAGAUGCACCCACCUGCGAUCAUCCGCAAAGACGGCUGGGAUGUUGACGGCCGCGAGGAGAGACUUGAUGGCCUGUCUAUCCAGGACCCAAAUCGCCCGGAGAACAACAUUUCUGGAGGAUCUCACAAGGCAAUCGAAGUGUUUAAAGCCUUCCGCGCUGCGCACAGGGUGCUGAAGGAGCGUAUUGAUUCGAAGAGCCCCGGCAGAAGCAUUCUUGAAUGCCUUCUAGGCGGCAACUACGAGGCAUACAUUAUGCAGCGACGUCAUAUGCAGACUCUUAAGUAA
This is a messenger RNA of Didymella exigua CBS 183.55, 1857 nucleotides long. Its product is annotated as Nucleotidyltransferase. Lineage: Eukaryota; Fungi; Ascomycota; Dothideomycetes; Pleosporales; Didymellaceae. The transcript is spliced from 3 exons. Gene Ontology annotation, molecular function: poly(A) RNA polymerase activity; mRNA binding. The record is from RefSeq and is a predicted model, not a curated record. Gene Ontology annotation, cellular component: TRAMP complex; nucleolus. Bases 1 to 1857 code for a protein of 618 amino acids. Gene Ontology annotation, biological process: RNA 3'-end processing.